GGGGGCGGAGCGAGUGCGGUUGCACCAACGCCGGUACUUAGGCGCGGGCCGGCGUGUCCUUGGGCUUAGAGAGCGGGACGUCCAGCUUCCCGGUGCAGUCCUUUGGGGCGCGAGCGACUAACGGGCGAGUUAAAAAUGGGUGAUGUUGAGAAAGGCAAGAAGAUUUUUGUUCAGAAAUGUGCCCAGUGCCACACUGUGGAAAAGGGAGGCAAGCACAAGACUGGACCGAAUCUCCAUGGUCUGUUCGGGCGGAAGACAGGUCAGGCCGUUGGAUUCUCCUACACAGACGCCAACAAGAACAAAGGCAUCACCUGGGGAGAGGACACUCUGAUGGAGUAUUUGGAGAAUCCCAAGAAAUACAUCCCUGGAACCAAAAUGAUCUUCGCUGGCAUUAAGAAGAAAAAUGAAAGGGCAGACUUGAUAGCUUAUCUCAAAAAAGCUACAAAUGAGUAAUAGUUGGCCACUGCCUUAUUUAUUACAAAACAGCAAUGUCCCGUGACUUUUUUUAUGUGCACCAUAAUUUAAUUCUCAUACACCAGAAUUCGGAUCAUGAAUGGCUGACAGAAUGUUUUUGUCCGACAGUCUAAUAUUGCCUUGUGUGGUUACAUAGGAAAUUUUGGUAGUAAUUCCAGUUCAGUAAAUGCCCUCACUGUUUUCCCCUUCUAAGGAUAUGAUUGGACUUAACAAAACUUGUCAAUGCCAUCCCAAAACCUGUUGGGAGAUUGGAUUUAGAUUUUAAUGCUGGGGAAAUUGCCUCACUGUCUCAGAACUGAACAAGAUUCACUUGUUCUUUACCUGCUAAAGGCAAGAGCUGAAGACAGCUGGGAAUGCCUACUUCGUAUUUCUGGUCUUAGCUGUGGCAAUCUCAUUGUAAUUUCCUGUAUCUAAACUUCUGCCUUUUACUUACUGAAAGGCAUUUUAGUGUGGUUUAUGCAUAUCAAAUAAAGAAUAUUUAACACUUCUCA
Messenger RNA from Lepus europaeus (European hare), 965 nucleotides. RefSeq names its product cytochrome c. Gene Ontology annotation, biological process: mitochondrial electron transport, ubiquinol to cytochrome c; mitochondrial electron transport, cytochrome c to oxygen. The coding region runs from base 136 to 453 and encodes 105 amino acids. Gene Ontology annotation, cellular component: mitochondrial intermembrane space. The transcript has 3 exons. Gene Ontology annotation, molecular function: electron transfer activity; heme binding. The record is from RefSeq and is a predicted model, not a curated record. Lineage: Eukaryota; Metazoa; Chordata; Mammalia; Lagomorpha; Leporidae.